AUGCGUUGUUGCGCACACAUAUUAAAUUUGAUAGUAAAGGAUGGUUUAGAAGUAGUGAAAGAUGGAAUAGAAAAGAUUCGGGAUAGUGUAGCUUAUUGGACUGCAACUCCUAAAAGAAAAGAAAAAUUUGAGGAGACAGCUAAGCAAUUGCGAAUUUCUUGCACUAGAACUUUAAGUUUAGAUUGUCCGACUAGAUGGAAUUCCACCUAUAAAAUGCCUGACAUUGCUAUUUUGUAUGAGAAUGUAUUUAGUCGUUUAAGGCAACGUGACACUCGAUACACUUGUGUUCCAACUAGUUCACAAUGGAAAUUUGCAAAAGAUGUUUGUGAAAGAUUGGAGUUGUUCAAUAAAAUCACUGAAAUCAUUUAUGGCACUAAGUAUCCCACUGCCAACAUGUUUUUUUCCUGA
Messenger RNA from Vicia faba (fava bean), 408 nucleotides. The record is from the annotation of a GenBank genome assembly. NCBI's taxonomy places the organism in Eukaryota, Viridiplantae, Streptophyta, Magnoliopsida, Fabales, Fabaceae.